CAAAACCCAAUUGUCCUUGUUGAGUAUGUUAUACCAAUUUCAUAAACCACUCAAAGAUUUUUCAAAUAAAACAACUCCACUAGUUUAGUCUAAAGAAAGGGAUAGUUCAACACAAUAUUGUUUAAUCUAAAAAUUCAAUGGCUUGUUCAUUGAUCCUAGUUAGUAGUUACAUGAGGUGUGGAUUUGAGGUUUGACAUCAAUUACUGGUGUGAAAAGUGUUCCUUAGAUACUAUGGGAUGCAUUUCUUCAAAACUUAUUAUAGCAAGAUCAAUCAGUUACCAUGAAGAGAGAAAUCAAAGAUCAAUGAGAAAAACUUCCAAUACUAUUCCUCUGCUUGAAGAUUUACUCAUCUCAGCUAGUUUUUGUAAUAAAUUGCAUUCUAAGAGCUUAAGUUCCAACACUAAUUCAAUAUUUUCUAUUGAGCCUGAAUGUUCUGAGGUUAUUGAGAAGUUGGAACAGGAGAAUGUAUCUGGUUUUGAAGAAAAAGAUGACGUGGGGUCUAAGGAUGCUUUAGGUAAUAGGAGUUUUCACACAGUUGAGGAAUAUGAUGAUAUGGUUAAUAGAAUUUGGUUGAAGGAAUCUCAAAUUGUUCAACCAAGUGAGUUUAAUAAUGAAAAUGAAGAUGAUGAUGAUGAUGGCGGCUCAAUAAUCAAAAUGGACAUUUUGGAUCAAGAUUCUUCCAUGGAGAAAACGCAACCAUUAUGGUUAACCAAGAAUGAGGAAGUGUUUCAAAGUCAUAAAGCAAGAAUGCUUGAGAAGGGGAAUAAGAGAAAGGCUAUAGCAAAUAGACUAGAAUCUCUUAGAAUUCCAUCCGAUGUUGAAUCUCCAGCCAUUGGUAGUCUCAAAGAAUGGCUUCCUGCAGAUGGAAUCUACUCUCCUGGAUCCUAUGUCACACCGAAAUUUGGAAGCUAUUCUUCAACAAACAUUAAGAAUGAAAAUGAAUCCAGUGAGGAUUCUAUAUUUAGUCCAGAGUUAGUAUCUGCUUUUGAACAGUGUAUGCAAAAGCUUGAAGCGGAGGAACAAAACAUUUUGAAACAAAUUCUAGAGACCGUGGAAGAAGAAGAAAUUGAUGAAGGAAUCAGUAAACCUGAGAAAGAAAAUGAGUAGCAUAAAGAGUUAAAUUCAUACUUCUAGAUGAGUUUCGUUAACAACGUAUAAAUGUUAGAAAUUUUGAUUCACAUCUUCAAUAUUGUUGCAUGACUUGUUUAUGUAUAUUUUGAAUACUUUGAUCACAUGUUUGUAUCAUAUCAUAGUUAUAAAAAUUGGAGAAAACAAAUUCACAUGAA
Lathyrus oleraceus (garden pea) is the source of this 1286-nucleotide messenger RNA. RefSeq lists its product as uncharacterized. The transcript is spliced from 4 exons. Lineage: Eukaryota; Viridiplantae; Streptophyta; Magnoliopsida; Fabales; Fabaceae. The coding region runs from base 232 to 1107 and encodes 291 amino acids. The record is from RefSeq and is a predicted model, not a curated record.